Molecule: messenger RNA, 3214 nt
Organism: Bemisia tabaci
Lineage: Eukaryota; Metazoa; Arthropoda; Insecta; Hemiptera; Aleyrodidae
Product: actin-like protein 6B
Source: RefSeq, a predicted model, not a curated record
UCUAUUGUUUGUUUAUUUCGCGCUUGGCCUGAAGAGUUAUCAGUUUUCAGUUCUCUUACCGGCAUUUGAAGACUCACUUUUCUAUCAAGUGAUUUUAAAUUUUUAAAAACUCCCUCUCAUCCAUAACCAUGAGCAAUUCGGCCGGUAUGUUGUACGGUGGUGACGAAAUAGGUGCGUUAGUUUUUGAUGUUGGGUCUCAGUCCUUACGAGUCGGCUAUGCUCAAGAAGACACUCCGAAGGCUGAAAUUGCAGCUGUUGUGGGGGUUGGCACCGACGCAAAUCAAGUUGCUGAACCAAUGGAUGUUGACAAGAAACCAGAUACCCAAAACAUCAACACCAGCACUGAAAACACAAAGUAUUAUGUCGACACAACUGUGUUGCAUGCUGCCCGCAAAGGCGUUGAGGUUCAAAGCUACAUGAAAGAUGGCAUGAUCGAAAACUGGGAUCUUUUUGAAAAGGUUUUAGAUUAUACUUAUUCUAAGUGCAUUCAAUCUGAUUCUGAGUAUCAUCCGGUUCUAAUGUCGGAAUCUCCGUGGAAUACCCGAACUAAAAGAGAGAAACUCACUGAACUGAUGUUUGAGAAGUACAAUGUUCCAGCCUUUUUCUUGGUCAAGAAUGCUGUUUUAGCUGCUUUUGCCAACGGCAGAGCUACUGCCUUAGUUGUUGACAGUGGUGCGACACAUACGUCAGCCAUACCUGUUCAUGAUGGCUAUGUGUUAUCGCACUCUAUCGUUAAAUCUCCUCUUGGUGGCGAUUACAUCUCCAUGCAGUGUAAACAACUCCUUCAAGGUAUGGAUAUUGAAAUUAUUCCUUCCUAUUUGAUUGGAGGAAAAGAACAAGUGAAGGAAAAAGAGAAACCCAAGUGGACCAGAAAACGGAAUUUACCAGAAGUUACUACUUCUUGGCAUGAUUACAUGGUGAAAAAGGUAUUGCAAGACUAUCAACAAAGUGUUUUACAAAUCUCAGAAGUUCCUUAUGAUGAAAAACAAGUAUCGUCUCUACCUGCGUACCACUAUGAAUUUCCAAAUGGUUAUCAUCAAGAUUUUGGUAGUGAGCGUUUUAGAAUUCCGGAAGUCCUUUUUGACCCUAGUAUGGCUUUAAUGGGCAACACAAUGCUCGGUGCAGGACACAUAGUAACAACCAGUGUUGGAAUGUGUGAUGUGGAUAUUCGCCCAGCUCUGUACAGCAGUGUUGUGAUCACAGGUGGGAACUCUUUCAUACAAGGUUUUCCUGAACGUCUCAAUAGGGAUCUCUCCGUUCGAAUUCCUGCAAGUAUGCGUUUGAAGUUGAUCUCUGCCAACGGGUCAUCUGAGCGACGGUUUGGAGCUUGGAUCGGUGGCUCUAUUUUAGCUUCCAUUGGCACCUUCCAACAAAUGUGGAUCAGCAGUCAGGAGUAUGAAGAAGCUGGCAAAAGCCAGAUUGACAGGAAAUGUCCAUAAUUGCAUUUCACUAUGUGCCAGAUCAACGGAGAAUGAUCAUUGCUUGAUGUCUGAUUUUUACAUAAUUUUUAACUGUGACAUAAUUUUUGAACUACACAGCAAACAAUGAUCAUCAUGGAAUGCAAGUUGAUCUAUGAAUUGAUUCAAUUUUUAAAUGUACCUUAAAUUCUUUUUGCACAUAUUUUGUAUUCAGUAUUUUUUCUUAUUUUGUUGGAUUUUGUUUGUAAAUUUGUAAGUAAAUUAGCUAGUGGACUUUUUUAAGAUGUGAUUAAGUAGCUAUGGACAAAGGAUGCUGCUGGCGUUGGGCUAUGCAAUUUGAUUAAGAUUUUGUUCUAAAUUUCCACUGAUCUACGUACUAAAUUUCAAUUGGCCCACCCCAACUCAGUCAGUCUUUUUGUUAGUCCGUAUUUUAUGUUCUGAGUAUGACAAUUUCAGAAUAUUAGGAACUAAUUUUGUUUCCCUCGGAGAUUCUAAAAUCUAUAUUUGAGUUUUUUUAUGGAUAAUUUUAUUGGAUUACUUUUUCCGAUCAAGGAAGACGGUGAACUUCUUUCUGAGAGAAGCAUUGAAAUUUAACUUCUUGACUGUCAAGAAAGGAUAUCGGUGGUGAAACUGCAAAAACGCAUGUAUUGAUUGCGCUGUUGCAAAAUUUCUGAUCUUAUUUUAUUUUUAAAGGAGACAGAACCAACAUCAUGGCUUAAAAUUUUUCCAGAAUAUUCUUCCAUCAGUGAUGAAAAAUCACUAAAGUUUUAAAAGAUGACGUUGAGUAGUUCUCUAUUUAGAAAAUAAAGUAUGACAGAAAGUCUGAAACGCAGCAAACUGAGAUAAGCGUUUCUGCAGUUUCAUCAUUAAUAUGUUCGAAAAUUAUCAGAAGAUGAAUAUUUGGGGUUGCUGACAUAAUUAAUAUUUAAUAAUGAAUGUUUGAUCUUGGAGUAUGAUGAAGCAUUUCAUAAUUAUCAUUUGUUGUAAGUAGAACGUAACAAGUAUGAAUCGGCUGCAUUAGAUGUUUCAAUAAUCUAUUUUAAUUUUAGAAUAAAAGCUGUCAAAUAGCUGUGACAAAACUGUAAAAAUAGUGUAGUCGCAAAAAAGUGUCUGUCAAAAGAAAUAUAAUGACAAAACCCUGAUGCUUUAAAAAGAACAGGAUAGUCUGUUCAUCUUCUAAUGAUUCAUCUCGUCCAAAUGGGACUCAAUGAAAAUCGUAUAUAAGUCAUCUCUGUUAUGUUUCGUCUUUCAAAUUCUCAACUAUUUAUAUCGAUUCAGGUUUGAUAAGUGAGCCUCAUCCUUGUUAGAGUUUGAAAACUCAAAGUGUAUUACCGUAAACUUUAAUGUAAUCCAAUAGGGUAACCUAAAACAAAAAUGGAUGUUUGCAUACUUUUCUUACUCAGUGAAUUGAAUCAAUUCGUCAUUGAUAAUGAACUGUAGUCGCAUGAAACUGUGCUCAUUGUUCAGUCCACUCUGCGAUUCGCAUUCAAUACUAUCAAUCAUGAACAGGUCACAUCGUCAAAACCUGUAUAUUUUAAAAAACUCACCUGAGCUCAGAGAAAUUCACACUGGAAAAUCUUUGCAUUGUCCAUAUAAAUGGAAUUAUUUUUAACUACUUAGAAUCAGCCAUCGACUCAAUUGACAACAUGAGCACUCGCAUUCAGACCAGGUUACUCUUCAGCCUAGUUUUGUCUUUUUUGUAAAAAUAAUUUUGUCAGGGAGAAAAUAUGUGAUUUUUAAAUAAUCUUUUACUUAAAUUGUAAAAUUCUAAUAAAAAUGUCAAGAUCUCUUACUUA